Molecule: messenger RNA, 2461 nt
Organism: Ruditapes philippinarum (Manila clam)
Lineage: Eukaryota; Metazoa; Mollusca; Bivalvia; Venerida; Veneridae
Exons: 7
Coding region: 239-2461 (740 amino acids)
Source: RefSeq, a predicted model, not a curated record
CGGUUCCCCUCGAUGAUUACUGAAAUUCUUCACCUAAGCGUGACAGGAAAGGCAAAAGAUUGAUCAAAUCAUUUUGAAUACCCAGAAGACGGUGAUUUGGUACAUAUUAUAGACACGGGUCCCCUGGCUGAAUACUCAAAUACUUCACCUUAGCAUGACAGGAAGGGAAAAUGAUUGAUUGAAUAAUUUACAAUACCCGGUUGACUGUGUCUUGUAUCAGGAGAAAUGCACAAUUGAAAUGGGGGACGCUGACAUUGAAAUUACAUUCGACGACACUCGGAGGUGCAGAUUGCUCCUUCUUAUUUCAAAAGGAGGUGGACUUGUCUUAAGACACAAAUUACAGAAAGGAUUUACUAGAAGGCAAAAGACAAUUGACGAUACGGACAUUAAAAGAAAAAUAACACAAAUAAAGGACUCAACACAUUGCAUAAGUGAGGUGCAGUAUAAAAGAAUAUAUCCAGACUCCGGCUCAUCAUCACCAGAUGACUAUGACAUCACUAUCUUAGUUUUUCUACUGAGGACUUUAUUUUACAGAACUAGUGACCCAAAAUGGAAAUCUGGUUAUACACUGAACGACACAGAUAUUUCAGACAUAGCUGAAAUAGUGCGUAUCAGAGAGUUAAGAAAUGAGGUAAAGCAUCAAUACGAAGAUGGUGAACUCAAUGAAACUACAUUUAACGAUCAAUGGAGAAAAUGUGAAAAGGUAUUGGUUCGGUUUGGACGAACCGACAUUGCUGAUCUUUCAAAUAAGUUGGAGAAAUUCAAAUCAGAACCAAUCGAGAAAAAAAGUCUAGAGGAUCUUAUUGAACAAUGGGAGAAGCUGGACGAGGAUAUGGAAAACCGUGUGAUUGAAACAAUUAAGCAGCAUAGUGCAAGAGUCAAUGCUCGUGAGCGGUCGGAAAAGGAAGUCUCUGACGUAUUGGAAGCUCAGUACUUUGUUGAAACAUCAAUGUUCGAACAGGCCAAACAGAAGCUAAAUAAGGAUGGAUUUAUUGUAAUAGAAGGAGCUCAGGGUGAGGGAAAGACAACAAUGGGUAAGAAGCUAGUUGAAAAUCCGAAAAAAUGUUUAAAGAUUAAUUCGGUCGCAGAUUGGGAAAUGUAUUCAAGUACAGAUGAUAUUGAAACUGUACUUAUUGAUGAUAUGUUUGGUUGUACUAUGUUUGACAAAAGUGAAAGUAGAAAAUGGCUGAAAAUAUUUCCCCAAUUGAUGUCUGAAGUAUCAAGACAAAAACUGAAAUUAAUAAUCACAUCUCGGACGUAUAUUUUGGAUGAUGCACAAAAGAAAUUGUUUAUUGAACACCAUAUAAAAAAACGCAAUAGGAUUGAAAUUUCGUCAGAAAAACUUGAAUGUCAUGAGAAAAAACAAAUAAUUAAAAAUCAUUUGGAAUUGAACGGAAGGAAAUUUGGUAAGAAUCUUAUUGAUUCUUGCGUCAGGCAGUUAAAUGAACCGUCAUCAUUUAUUAUUGGAUUUCCUGAAUGUGCUAGGCUAUUUGGUGUCCAAGAUAGCCUUUUUCACAAAGGAAGUUCAUUUUUUAAAGCACCGAUGACUCAUAUAAAGACAUGCCUUGACACAAUUUUCAAAAACAAAGAUGACUUUGUAUUUCUGGCAUUUUUCGUUCUCUGGUCUCAGCCAUCACAAAGUCUUCGUUUGUCUGAUCUAGAACAAAGUCCAGUAAAAACACCUAUCAGUAUUAAACGUCCAAUUGAACACUUGGGAUUCAGUCUCUUUUAUUCAUUAAGACAUAUUCCUAAUGAAUUUGCCAGUCACAAAAAUUUUGUUUGUUUCGACGAUAAAACUGAAAUAUUUCGGUUUCAACACAAUGUGGUAGGUGAUGCAGUAGGACUUGUUGCUUUUGUUAGAAACAUGACAGCAGCUUUAGAGUUUUGUAAUGCCUCUUUCAUUGAAAGAUAUAUCCGUAUUGAAGAACAAUCAGAUACAUGUGAAGGCAACAAAAAUGAUGAGAUCGUAACCAUCCCAAUAAAUCGGUAUGCUGAUUUGUGUUCUGUAAUUGGCAAAAUAUUACUUCCAGAUAGGACAGUAAGCGAUACUGACAUACGAAACCUGCGUGAUCAUGUAUGUUCUGUAUUUGGUCAGACAUCACCUUUGAAAGGGAAUGAAACCGAUGCCGAGAUACGAAAUAUGCGUGAUCAAAUUUGUACUAUUAUUGAUCAAAUGUCAUUUUUACAACGGACAGGAAGCAAUGAUGAUCAAUAUAUGAAUUGUAAAAUUAUUUUGCAUCCUGCUUUUAAAUGUAGAUCUUUUUGCGAAACCUUUCUUGAAACAUUGAGAAAACAAAACAUGUUACCAUAUUUUUUGACAAAGCAUGUUGGUACUAUCACUGCAAGCGUAUUAAGUAUUACAGAUAUACUUGAUAAACAAGAUUUUGAAAGCGAAAUUGGAGUUCUGACGUAUGCAGUAAACAAUUCACAUUCACCGCAUCCUUAUGUUUUUCGGAGAUGA